Messenger RNA from Crotalus tigris (Tiger rattlesnake), 783 nucleotides. RefSeq names its product mitochondrial ribosomal protein L30 (gene MRPL30). The record is from RefSeq and is a predicted model, not a curated record. The transcript is spliced from 6 exons. Bases 99 to 572 code for a protein of 157 amino acids. Gene Ontology annotation, cellular component: large ribosomal subunit; mitochondrion. Gene Ontology annotation, molecular function: structural constituent of ribosome. NCBI's taxonomy places the organism in Eukaryota, Metazoa, Chordata, Lepidosauria, Squamata, Viperidae. Gene Ontology annotation, biological process: translation.
AAUGCUUAGAAAGGCCUAAAGCUUCUUCUCUUCUCGUGGUUGCGGAGGAGGAGACUUUGCACGUCUCUUUUCGCGAGAACGUGAAUCGGCUGCAUAAGAUGGCAGCGUGGAAGUGUUAUGUAUCCGCUUGGCAGAAUCUGACAAAAAGCGAACCAAUCCCUUGGAGAAUAUGGAUUAGGCAGAAAUUUACAAGGUCUCGAAUUCCAGAAUCAGUAUUUCAACCACGACCUGGUGAUCAUGAAAAAUAUGGUGGUAAUCCGGAAGAGCCUCAUAAACUACAUUUUAUCACCAGGAUCAGAAGUGGAAGAAGGCGUCCUUAUUGGGAGAAAGAAUUGCUUGAAGAGCUUGGAUUAACAAAAAGAUUUGAUCCAGUGGUGCUUAAAAACAUCCCUUCCGUGAAUGCAAAACUGAAAGUCAUUAAACAUCUAAUAAGAAUAAAACCAUUAAAACUGCCUUAUGGAAUUCCAACUGAAGAUGAAAUACCUGAUACCUAUCUUAACAAGGUCACAGGUGAACUGAUAGUUUGUCGCCACCUAAAAGAAGUGGAAAAGAACACAUCUGAUUCUUCAUAAUAAUGUAGUCCUUGACUUAUGACUUAUUCAGGGACCGUUCAAAAUUACAAUGAUACUAAAUGAAGGACAUAUGACCUGUACUCAAGAGUUAUAGUUGCUGCAGUACUUCUAUAGUCCUGUGAUGAAACUUCAGAUGUUUGGCAAUUAAUCUGCCCUACAAAUGACUGCUGGGAAACUCCAACUUGUUGGGCAAUAAUAAAAUAAUAAAAAA